Messenger RNA from Carassius auratus (goldfish), 3055 nucleotides. Its product is annotated as dachshund homolog 1-like. Gene Ontology annotation, molecular function: RNA polymerase II cis-regulatory region sequence-specific DNA binding; DNA-binding transcription factor activity, RNA polymerase II-specific. NCBI's taxonomy places the organism in Eukaryota, Metazoa, Chordata, Actinopteri, Cypriniformes, Cyprinidae. Gene Ontology annotation, biological process: regulation of transcription by RNA polymerase II. The transcript is spliced from 11 exons. Gene Ontology annotation, cellular component: nucleus; transcription regulator complex. The record is from RefSeq and is a predicted model, not a curated record. The coding region runs from base 457 to 2205 and encodes 582 amino acids.
GGCUAAACAAACACGCCCUACUUGUGGUCUGUUGUUCUGUUUGUUUAUCUUUACUGUGAGUAUUAUAAAAGGUACCUCGUUGCUCAACAUCAGCAAUAGCACGAGUUCUUGUGAAGUUCAUUGUUCCAGAUCUACCUGCUCUGAAAGAAAGCCACACACGCGCGCGCUGUGUCUCUUCCAAACUCUCUUUGUUUCUUGGCUCCUCCUCCGGACCACAAUGUGACAGAUUCAACUCGUCCGAGGCGAGCAGCUCAGCUCUUCACUUAUUCCCACUGUCACUAUCACGCUUUGAUCGAUGUCCUGACGCACAGACAACAUCUCGGUUUUUUUUAGCCCCUUCAUACCAAGCUGAUUUUACUUUUCGAUUAAAACGGAAUUGUUUUGUUGUUUUAUUAAUUCUCCCGUGAUUCAUUACUUUUGUCCGAUCACUUUCAAGAGAUUUAUUCAGUGCUGACCAUGGCCACACCGGCUGCGCUGCUGCCCGCGACACCGAUGUCCCACGCGUCUCCGAUCUCGGUCGCCGCGGCGGUGAACUCCUCGACCCCGGCGACCCUCUCACCCUCUCCGUCCGUCACCCCAUCCGGACCGAGCUUCUUCAGAACAGAACUGCUCUGCUCCGCGAGCCCGGGCAUCCCCAUCGGAAGUCUCCCGCACAAACCCGUGUAUUCCACUCCUUCCCCAGUGGAGAACACCCCUCAAAACAACGAGUGUAAGAUGGUCGAGGUCCGAGGCGCAAAGCUCGCGUCUUUCACUGUCAGCGGCAACGAGCUCAUCUGCCUCCCGCAGGCGUUUGACCUGUUUCUCAAGCACCUGGUCGGUGGACUGCACACCGUAUACACGAAACUCAAACGUCUGGAGAUAACGCCCGUGGUGUGCAACGUGGAGCAGGUUCGCAUCCUUCGUGGACUGGGCGCGAUUCAGCCCGGAGUCAAUCGCUGCAAACUCAUAUCGAGAAAAGACUUCGAGGUCCUCUAUAACGACUGCACCAAUGCAAGCUCCAGACCUGGCAGACCUCCUAAACGAACCCAGAGCAUGACCUCACCCGAGAGCCCUCAUGUCCUGUCCCACUCCGUCUCUGGACUCAUGUCCUCAGGAAUGAUGUCUCACACUGGCCUGACAGCUGCCACACUCGCUGAAGCCAUGAAGAAGAAGAUCAAAUUGGAGGUGAUGAAUAGUUACCAUGGCAAUAAUAACCACGGCACAGACUCUGAGAAUGGUGACAUCACCUCCAGCAUGGGUUUGGAACUUCCGUUCAUGAUGAUGCCACACCCCUUGAUCCCUGUUAGUCUGCCUCCUGCCUCGGUCGCCAUGGCGAUGAACCAGAUGAACCAUCUCAGCACUAUUGCCAAUAUGGCAGCUGCCGUUCAGGUCCAGAGUGCCCCGUCCAGAAUGGUGACAUCAGUUAUAAAGGAGCGAGUUCCAGACAGCCCAUCACCUGUACCCUCUUUAGAUGAUGGCCGCAGGACAGGGAGCCACUUAUCCUCCAGACAGAGCAGCAGCGUGUCCAGCUCUCCUGCCCACACAGAGAGCUCUUCUGACCGGCCACAUUUACAUCAGAAUGGUCUUUCUCUUGGCCACGCCUUGUUAGGCCUGUCUCCAAGUGCACCACCAGGACCGAAAGAGGGGGAUCUGGCAACCCACGACACAGGCCAUGAAACAAAGAGGGCUUCUACAGAAAAAGAAGAAAAUGUCCUUUACACCCCGACAUCUCGAGACAGCUAUGAGCGAGUGUCUCAUUCUGGGCCAACAUUACCCCCAGGAUUCCCUGCUUCACUGCUCUUUCCUGAGGGCCUGUCCUCCAUAGAAACCCUCCUCACCAACAUACAGGGUCUGUUAAAGGUGGCUAUCGAUAAUGCACGGGCGCAAGAGAAGCAGGUCCAGCUGGAGCGCACAGAGCUGAAGAUGGAGCUGUACAGAGAGCGAGAGCUGCGAGAGACUCUGGAGAGGCAGCUCUGCGUCGAGCAGAAAAACAGAGCACUCAUCCAGAAGCGUCUGAAGAAAGAGAAGAAGACCAAGAGGAAACUGCAGGAGGCUCUGGAGGUGGAGUCCAAGAGAAGAGACCAGGCCGAGCAGAAUCUGCAGCGGACGUCCUGCGACCCUCCUCAACAGGAAAUGGAGACAAACAAUAACAGCAGCAGCAAAACAGACACUGACAGAACAAUACAAGAUGGAAGACUCUUUCUAAAGUCCACAAUGAUGUACUGAAGAAUGAAGACAAGGAGUAAAUGCAUUCAUACUGUAUAGAAGAGCCUGUAGUCAAUUGCCUGGUAAAUAACGUCUGCAUUUCUGCUGGAGGACGGAUGGAAGACAAUGAGGCAGUUUUAUAGGCUGAUGUCAGUGUGUUGCAGCACAAGGACUUGACAAGAUUAUUAUGCCCAUUGAAAGUCAGCAUUCAGUUGAAUAAAGCCCGAGUCCUCAUGAGACACACAUCUGGCUGAAGGAACAGGUUUCCAGGGGGCUUUUGGCAACACUGAGAAAUUAAAAACAUUUUAUAAAGCAUUUCAAUUUGCCUGACUACACUGACUGAUGAAAUAUUCAAAUCAGAUCACUUUUUGCCCUUCUACCAUUUCACAUUUUACAUCAGUUUCAAAACAUCAUUUCAUUUUCAAGGGAGGGGUCUGAAGAAAGAUUUGAAUUUGAUUUACAGUAGUUAUUUAUCAACUAUAAACACUGCAUUAAAAUGUGUAUUGUGUAUCUGUCUGUUAUUUCAAUAAGAAGGUAGCUGUCCAUAUUUUUAUUUUUCAUUGUUGUACCAUAACAGAUAUGUUGAUAUCAUCAAAUAUGUACAUAAAAGUUUAGACAUGUUACUGUGCAUUGUACGCUGUAGAUCUAGGAAAUCAAUACAAACAUUUUUAAGAAGAUUUCUUGCAUCUAAGUUAUUUUUUGUUCAGUUGCCGUUUAAUAUCCUACUCGACAUGGAGAGCAUGCUGGCGUGUCGUUACUUCUGUCCUGUCCAUCUGAAACACAAUAAAGAUUUUUCCCACAUGCUUUACAAGGGAGACGUUUGAAAACUGACUGACUGAUGCUUGUUUUGUGUGACUUCUCUAGAAAAACU